Messenger RNA from Ilyonectria robusta, 1542 nucleotides. Its product is annotated as pyridoxal phosphate-dependent transferase. NCBI's taxonomy places the organism in Eukaryota, Fungi, Ascomycota, Sordariomycetes, Hypocreales, Nectriaceae. Gene Ontology annotation, molecular function: pyridoxal phosphate binding; aromatic-amino-acid:2-oxoglutarate transaminase activity; L-2-aminoadipate:2-oxoglutarate transaminase activity. Gene Ontology annotation, biological process: L-tyrosine biosynthetic process; aromatic amino acid catabolic process. The coding region runs from base 1 to 1542 and encodes 513 amino acids. The transcript has 6 exons. The record is from RefSeq and is a predicted model, not a curated record.
AUGGACUUAUCACACCACAUCAACUCUAAAAGCAAGGCUCGGCAUCCGUCGCCUUUGAAAGAUAUUAUCAAGUUUAUGGGAUAUGAUGGCAUGGUUAGCUUGGCAGGGGGACUUCCGCAUCCAUCACUCUUCCCACUUGAGCAAGUGAAGUUCGAUUGCCUUACACCAUCGGCUUCUUUAUCGAAUGACCGAAAGGUCGGAAGCGCGGUGGUAGACCCGCUUAGUCUAACGGUCGGUCGGGGAUCAUCUCCCGGCGACCUCGACCUGACUCAAUUUUUGCAGUACGGCUCUGGAUCUGGCAAUCGUCAAUUAAUUGAGCUCUGUAAGGAACUGACGGAAAAAGUACAUGCACCACCAUGCAAGUAUGAUUCCGUUUUACACAUAGGAAACACAAAUGCUUGGGCAAAGGUUGUCGGUUUGCUUUGCGAAGAUGAUGAUAUAGUAAUUGUUGAAGAAUUCACGUAUCCAUCUGCACAAGCACUUUGGAUUCCGUUGGGAAUCAAGGCAGUAUCUGUGUCGGCAGAUACCGAGGGAAUCCAGUCAAAUAAGCUGCGGGACUUGCUCACAACCUGGGACGCAAAGAGCAGGGGAGCAAAGAGACCUAAAGUGAUUUAUCUAGUUUCGGUCGGCUCAAACCCUACUGGAGUCACCAUAUCAGCACAAAGAAGAAGAGAGAUCUAUGAUCUCUGCGUUGAGUUUGACCUGAUCAUUGUCGAGGAUGACCCCUAUUACUUCCUGCAGUAUCCAGGAUACCAGCCCUUGUCUGGUAAAGCAGUUUUCCAACCCAAGGCAACAAGUGACUUUCUGAAAUCUCUUGUUCCUUCAUUCCUCUCAAUGGAUACCCAAGGUCGAGUGAUUCGCCUCGAGUCUUUCUCGAAGACCAUAUUUCCUGGUUUGCGCAUGGGGUACUUCAUUGCGAAUCCGGUUUUCAUCGAACGUUUACUUCGAGCCUCCGAAGUGGAAACGCAAGAUCCUGCUGGCCUCAGUGAGGCAUUUGUGCUCAGUCUUUUGAACCGCUGGGGCAUCGAUGGAUAUCUGACGUGGCUGCAAAACCUGCAAUUCCAGUACCAGACCCGGCGGAACUGGCUGCUAGAUGCAUUCUAUGCCAACUUCACUGUUCUGCCCGCUGCGGAGUCGCCUCUACCCAAAGCACAGGGACUAGUGGUGUGCAUAGAGAGUAAGGCCGAUGGAGGGUUGCGACCUGUUUUCAGCUUUGUGGAUCCUGAGGCUGGAAUGUUUGUGUGGACCAAGUUCUACUUUCAGGAUGUAAAGCGUUUUUCAGAGAUCGAAAGCAAGUCAGUCGAGGACCCGGAGCAAACCUUCGCUGACGAGUUAUGGAAAGCCUGGGCUACAGAGCUGGUUUUAUUGACACCGGGAUCGUACUAUCACCCUUGGCAAGGGGCGGACAAGGUCACUACCAAGGCACGAGGAGCAGAACCCCGUACAGCGCACUUCCGUUUCUCAUUUGCAACACCGUCGGAGGAGCAGAUCCACUCCGGCGUGGAGCGAGUGCGGAUGGUGAUAUCUAAAUACUGGGAAUAA